Epinephelus lanceolatus (giant grouper) is the source of this 3981-nucleotide messenger RNA. It is a transcript of the gene gnas, whose product is annotated as GNAS complex locus. Gene Ontology annotation, molecular function: G-protein beta/gamma-subunit complex binding; ionotropic glutamate receptor binding; GTP binding. Gene Ontology annotation, biological process: sensory perception of chemical stimulus; adenylate cyclase-activating dopamine receptor signaling pathway. The record is from RefSeq and is a predicted model, not a curated record. NCBI's taxonomy places the organism in Eukaryota, Metazoa, Chordata, Actinopteri, Perciformes, Serranidae. Gene Ontology annotation, cellular component: cytoplasm; heterotrimeric G-protein complex.
GACCCCCUUUUUUUCUUUUUUCUUGCGGGAAGAUGGGUUGUUUGGGCAACAGUAAGACCGAAGACCAGAGAAAUGAGGAGAAGGCACAAAGAGAAGCAAACAAAAAGAUAGAGAAGCAGCUCCAAAAAGACAAGCAGAUAUACAGAGCAACACACAGACUACUACUUUUAGGAGCUGGAGAGUCAGGAAAGAGCACCAUAGUGAAACAGAUGAGGAUCCUACAUGUUAACGGCUUCAAUGCGGAAGAGAAGAAGCAGAAAAUUCAUGACAUCAAGAAUAAUAUUAAAGAGGCUAUUGAGACGAUAGUAACAGCGAUGAGCACCCUGGCACCGCCAGUGCAGUUGGCAUGCCCACAGAACCAGUACCGGAUUGAAUACAUCCUCAACCUCGUCAGCCAAAAGGACUUUGAGUUUCCAUCUGAGUUUUACGACCAUGCGAAGACACUGUGGCAGGAUGAGGGGGUCCGGGCGUGCUACGAGAGAUCCAAUGAGUACCAGCUAAUCGACUGUGCACAAUACUUUCUAGACAAGAUCGACAUUGUGAAACAGAGUGACUACACUCCAACAGAUCAGGAUUUGCUGCGGUGCAGAGUUCUGACUUCAGGAAUCUUUGAGACAAGAUUCCAGGUGGACAAAGUUAAUUUCCAUAUGUUUGAUGUUGGCGGUCAAAGAGACGAACGUCGGAAAUGGAUUCAAUGCUUUAACGAUGUAACGGCCAUCAUCUUUGUAGUGGCCAGUAGCAGUUACAACAUGGUGAUCAGAGAGGACAAUCAGACCAACCGUUUACAGGAGGCCCUCAACCUCUUCAAGAACAUCUGGAACAACAGGUGGCUGCGGACCAUUUCUGUCAUCUUGUUCCUAAAUAAACAGGACCUGCUGGCCGAGAAGGUGUUGGCAGGGAAGUCCAAAAUCGAGGAAUACUUUCCUGAAUUUGCUCGUUACACCACACCUGACGAUGCGACACCAGAGCCUGGAGAAGAUCCACGUGUCACAAGGGCAAAGUACUUCAUAAGAGAUGAAUUCCUGAGGAUCAGCACAGCAAGCGGGGACGGCAGGCACUACUGUUACCCCCACUUCACCUGCGCUGUCGACACGGAAAACAUCCGCCGUGUCUUCAACGACUGUCGAGACAUCAUCCAGCGGAUGCACCUGCGGCAGUAUGAGCUGUUGUGAUGGGAGAAGAAAAGUGUUCGGCCAAAACCACAUUGGACUAUGAAAAACAUCCCUGAAGUCUCUGAACUCCCCUCUUCCACAGAAGUGUGUGAGCUCUUGAGAAGGAACAGGGGCCAAAAUGCACGCACACAGACACACAUGAACACACACACACACAGUAAACAGACCCUAAACCCAGAACUUCCCCUGAUGCAAACUCCCAACCUGCAGUAGACAGAGCUAUUUUGGUGGAAGGGUUUUAUGGCUAUCACAAAAAUGGACUCCGAUCUCCACCUUCGGCCAUACUCCCAGCUCCACAUCAUAUAUCAUCCCCAUACACGUUACGCUCACCCUCCUAGAGACUCUGAGUGGCCCAGUCUGGACUGUAUUUCCUGUAGUGAGGAGGGUUUGAACCGUUCAGAUUGUGAGAUUUCCCUCUUGUCGAGGUCGGGAUGAAAACUGAGCGAGCUACUACUUCAGUGCAACUGGGAAAGAGAUAACUGUUGAAUUACUGCAAAUAGAGAACAAACAUGUCGCAACAGAUCAGCUGAACACUGUAUCUAACAAAAAAAGGCACUGUGCUCAGGACAAACCGUGUAUACCAAUCCUUCCUAUCACUUACACACAUCCAUGAAUCCAACCACAGGAUCUGCUUGCACACAGAAACGUAUCACACCUGCUUUUUACUGGACUGCAUAACCGGGUUGGAUCCGGAAACAUACUGAUCUGCUGACGAGCGGCAGGCUGGUUGAGCUGUCAGCUGAUUUUUCCGGCACAGUGCUUUGAGAUUAAACAGACUGCGCACCCGAGCCCUGAGGAGCAGUGUUAGCACAGACUAAACGGACCAGGGGUGUGUUGUGAUAAGUCAGGCCGCAGGGGGGCAGAGGCUCGCUUAAAAAGGACAGAGCUGACUCCGAUGUGAAUUUCUCUGAUGGAGUCAUGUUUGACAGAGACGACGAUGACAGCCCCUCGACUUCUCCACACUUGACUUGCCUUGUUGGUGUCGGAGAAAAAAAUGCGAGGAGGAUACAUUGAGUUUAAAACAAAAAGAAACAAAAAAAAGCCAACUUUUAUGGAACUUAACUAAAUGGAGGGCAAAAAGCAUCCUUCUACAGUACCAUAUAAGUUAAAGAGAACUCUCAUCUUGUCAUGAUUGACCCUGUUUUACUGUCUCCACAGCUGUUUUUGUCUGUGUGGACUUUUGUGCCAUUGUGCCCUGUGCGCUCUCUUUCUUUAUCUUUACUCUCUCUGUCUCUGUCACUCUUGCCUUUUUUUCCCACCCCCGUUCUUUCUCCUCUGAUGCGUUUUCUCUCCACCUUGACAUUUCUUCCCUCCCUCCCAUCUGCACUUUUACCUCCCUGGCAACAGAAAAUAAAAUAUAAUACUCCUGGAAUAUAAAAAGAUGACAACAACAAACAGGACACUAAUGGUUUUUUUUUUAAUCCAUGGUCAAACAGCCUGCUUGCACCUCCCUGCCAUUCCUCCCUCUGUCACUCCUCCUGUCUCUCCUCCUCCCUCCCUGACCUCUUGCUCCUUUGUACGUCUGUCUUUACAUUACUGCUGAACUAUUAUUCUUGUACAGACUGUAAAAUGUAUUAUUUUGUACAACUUUAUUGAAAAAAAUAACUUUUAGAAGAUCCCUGUGCCUUGAUCACGACUGUACGUGUGUAAUGAGCUAAAGUGGGUGUCAUACUGCGCUGUAUAGCUUGGCCAAUCCCCUCCUAACUCCCAGCCUCCUUUGCCACUUUCUUCUCUGUCUCUUUCUUUAUCCCUCUCUCUAUCUCUCACUAUCACUUUCUCUUCACUGUCUCCUGUCUCUCCUCGGGGACGGAGGACAACCAUUUGUAGCUUUUGUAGUUUUAUUUCUCUCCCCUAUCCUCCCCAUUCUCUCUUUAUGAUUUAAAUGUCUAUUUUUGAAUCCAUAUACCCCAAAAAGAUAAAUAUAUGAAAUGUAUAUGGGUUUUAAAAAAAAGUAUUUUAUUAGAAUCAAAUGAACCUUGACAAAUUGUACACUUGAUAGUGUGCGUAUUGCUAUAACUUAAAUCCUUUCAACUGAAGUUGUGUUCAGGUUUCUUUUGUUUUCCCCCAUUGACAUCUGCAAAGGACAUUUCAAGGGUUAAAGCAUUGCUUGUUUCUACACAAAUCUUAUUCUUUUGCUAAAAAAAAGGCCAAAAAAAGACAAAAAAGAAAUUAAUUUCUGUUUAUUUUCUGAUAAGGGAGGGGGGUCCUCCUUCCCAGCCUUGCACAGCAGAGGCGGCCUGUACAGUAUUAGCAUCUCUCUCAUUUCAGUGCCCUAGUCUUCAUUUAAUGUGUACAUCAAAUAUGGGUCUCUACUUUCUGAACAGAAGCUCUAAGAAAUAAAGGUUUUUUUUUUUUGGUGCAGACAGCAACAGGUCUGUCAUUACACAUAUAAACUCACAGACACAGGCACCACUGCUCUUUACUUUAUCACAUAAACUGCAUUUUUGCAGUCUUAUCUCUCAGCUUUCAUCACAAGAACGGUUGUUGUAAAUCCAUGCCACAGGAAAUGAAGUUUCCUGCUCGUUUACCAGUCAUUUCCUCUGUAGAUACACACAGCCUGUAUUUAUUGGGAUGACGGUGAAGAUUGUAAAGUCAGUCUCUGACAGGAGGACCUCUGGUUUAGAAGCUCAGCAAUGUGGAAAUUCAGGUCGACUGUUUUAUGACAAAAGUCCCCUAUUUGCCUUAAAGGCGUCCUGUAGUUUGCUCCUCAGAGAGUCCCAGAAGGGAACAUUCAUGUUGUUGUUUUUUAAUGUUUUGGCUGUGUUGCCAUGACCACGGUCAGAAAUUAAACUGUUUAAAGAUCAAUUUC